Molecule: messenger RNA, 12216 nt
Organism: Salvelinus fontinalis (brook trout)
Lineage: Eukaryota; Metazoa; Chordata; Actinopteri; Salmoniformes; Salmonidae
Product: chordin-like
Exons: 21
Coding region: 8354-11215 (953 amino acids)
Biological process (GO): multicellular organism development
Molecular function (GO): protein binding
Source: RefSeq, a predicted model, not a curated record
AGAGGGCCUUCUGGAGCUGGUGGGGGUCGCUGGCACAGAGACGUGCCCUUCCAGUCUGUACAGGCGGUCUUCCAGAAGUUUGAGGAGCUGGCGGUGUCAGAUUCUGACUCAGGGCUGGUGUCCAGUUUUGGGUCGUCCUGCUCCACACUGGCCUCAUUGGCCGAAGCAGGCCCAGGUCUACGCUUCAGCCUCAGCCAAGGAGCAACUCGCCAUCCUGGACAAGAGGGGAAGGAGGCUGGGGCAGAGUAACAUGUGAAGGACAGAUUAUUGUACAAUGAUGGGCCUCUACCCUGCUGGUGAUAGGAGCAAACUACUACCACGUCACAUUACAAAUAGGUUUUUAUAAGGUUGGUGAUGACACUGUGUGACAAAUUUGGGAUAAACUUGUGAGAUGGAAGGGCCAUUCUUCUGCUUUAUGAUGGGAGAAAACCAUUUGGGAUGAGUUUGAUCUUUGGAUGACUAUUUCCAUGACUAAUUUCUAAUCUGUGACUUUCUCAUCAGUGUGAUUGUGAACCAGUAGUUUACUUUCUCCCCAGGACGGUGGACUUCCUCUCAGCUACACUACCCCCAGAGGUUUGGGGCUGGGCCAGGGCUGUCUGUAGGAGGAGGGUUUCUCACUGGGGGUCCCACACUCUGGUGUGGGGGAUGAUGGUAGGGCAGUAGGGUUGAUACGGAUGGUGGUGGUGGUGGUGGCGGUGUGUGUGUGAGGAUGUGAGGUGUAGGAGUCAGUGGCGGUGACACUACCAGUGUUGACUCUGGGUCACAAAGACAGGUGGUAAAGUACAUUUAUCCCGUUGUGUGUGUGUGUGUGUGUGUGUGUGUGUGUGUGUGUGUGUGUGUGUGUGUGUGUGUGUGUGUGUGUGUGUGUGUGUCCCUCUGCCCCAUCUUGCCUCUCCAUGAUCUCUCUGUUUUCGCUUUUUCUGCUUUUUUAUGUUCUGGAAAGGAUUUGGUCAGACCACCCAAGCUGUAAAUCAGCUGUAAAUCACAUCGUUAAAAAAAAUCCACCAAAUUAAAACAACCAUCAAUCACAGGCAUCACGGGAAGAGCCGUUUGUACCUGUGGAGAGGAGAAAACAAGAUGUCCACCGAGUAGUUGUUGGGCUGGGCCAAUAAUUUAAUUCAUUGACGUGCUACUUGUCACGCAUCUUUAGGGAACAUAAUUACGCACAAAAGACUGCGUCAAUAUCAGUGGAAUAAUUCGGAAGAGACGGUUGGUCUGUGAGUCAAAUGCGCUGUUACACUGUCGCCCCCCGAAACACUAAUCUUGAUGACUGUGUUGAUGUGUAAUGGUCGAGGUAUUUACCGCAGGAGUAAAAAUGUGUGUACUGCGGCCAGUUAUCACUGGGUUCUCGACUCUUGAGAACUAUCAACUUUCCAAAGCAGCUUAAAAUAAAGUGUGGAAGUAAUUUCACUCUUAUAAACAAAAUUAGAAGGGGGGUAAUGCAGAAUUCAAAGGCGCUCAGUAAUGAGGUGUCUGUCGGGGGUGAUUCAAGCCUGGUGUUUGCUUAUCGAGGGGGGAGCAGAUCUGUAAGCAACUCGGGAACAGCUGUAGAGAAGAACAGACCCACAUAGACCCUGAACGUUACGUACAGUACUGUAGGUGUCAGUGAGUUAUUCUUCUGGCGCCAAAGUGUAGGCCGAGUAGUAUAACGGACCCAACGGUCUGGUAACAUUAGAGAAUCAAGUCUAGGCCUAAACUACUAUAUAAUAUCAGAUACAUACAGUAGGCUGCUACAGUGGCGACUUGGAGUGACGCAAUUAUACAAGCCUAAAGUGAGAGAUAUCACAGUUGGAUCCGAGGUGUCAAAGACAAGUGGUGUUGUGUCCCCCUCCUCACCACGUUUCCAUGCCAACUGUGUUUGGAGAUGGCUUCUGGUCGCUAAUUGCAUGGAGGGCAAUAAUUCGACUCACACUCUCCAUCUAGGGAACCCUCGAAAAUGUAUUGUGAGAAAAAGACAACCAGGAGCACCAAUUUAAUUCGCACCCCCGUCCACUUUCAUUUAGCCGUUUCGGCAGUGUUUGCGUAUUGAUUCCCGAGCGUUCAUACAUGAAUAAACAUGAAUUCUAACCAGACCGCCAUUUAAAUUUUGAGUGGCUAUUCUCUACUUUCCAUUGCUAGGAGUAACACAAUAAUUAGCCUAACAACACCAAGUCAUGUAGGCCUGGUUAGCCUUAUUACCAUCAUUAUCAGCAUAACAGUAGCUAUAAAUACAUAAUCACUUACCGUUUUGUUGUUCUGUCAGUUGCCAUUAAGAACCAAAUUGGAGGCAGUAAAAGGCUCUUCCCCGAGACACAUCCUGGUUUCAAUUGACCUCAUAAUGUGUCAGUUUAGAUGAUUAGUUCUGAAUAUGACCAAUUUAUAUUUUAUCAUGUAUACAACGUUUAAUUUAUAAACACUGGCAUGGCUAUUCAAUCACUGGCAUGUUAUUAUUUUUUCCAUCAUUAGGCUAAAUAAUAUCCACCUCCUCCAAGAGUCAUAUUAAGGAUUUUAUCAAGGGUAAAAUAAAAUGAGUCAUCGUAUUUCUGACGACUCUCUAUAAAAGUGAACUAAUCAGUGAGCAACUUUCCUUUUUUCUGACUUGUUCUUGAGAAACAAAAUUCCGUCUCGAUGUCUGGACUUGAUAAAGCGAGCAGUGGUCCAAGGAGAGCGCGGGAGACAGGAUGUCCAUACUCCAUUCAGCGCAUUUGUUCUGGAUUGUUUCACGACAUUUACACUUGAGUCAGAAAUGAUUGAGACUGGAAUGUAAAUUAAAAUUAAGGACAUCGCGCAUAUUACCAAACAAAUCCAUCUCUCAGGUGCCACAGCGGGUUAAAUGUGCGUGCGUAAAAGGACAGAAAUUGUAGUGACCUCGUUGUCGACCUCUGCCAUUUGAUCAGUGUACAUAAAACCGUGAUGGGGAACAGGUGGUGUUGGGGGCGCCCUGUAACCGGUUGGUACACAUCUGCCAGGCUAUCUGCUCCCCCUUCUCGCUGUAUAUUCACACCUCCAGUAUAAUCCAGCCAGCAAACAGGAUGCGGUCCCGAAUGUGCCAGUCAGACGGAAAGAGGAUGGAGUGAGGGGGUUUCUGGGGAAGUAGGCCUACACAAAUGAAACAUGCGCUGUUGCGUUUAUGCACUUUCGGCUGUCUGUAUUCGACACCAUCAGCAAAUACACAGAGAAGAGGCAUGAUUGCGUCAUCAAAAGCACCAAUAUGUUCUCACAUAGGCCUAUAUAGCGUCUCUGUUUCUUUGAUCUGGUCCUAUUUUAGGCCUCGAGUGUGUCCUAUCUUCAGGGAGAACAUAUUGGACAACACUUUGACUAUAAAAGAGGCAUGGUGUCUGGUUUAUACACUGCUCAAACAAAUAAAGGGAACACUAAAAUAACACAUCCUAGGUCUGAAUGAAUGAAAUAUUCUUAUUAAAUACUUUUUUCUUUACAUAGUUGAAUGUGCUGACAACAAAAUCACACAAAAAUGAUCAAUGGAAAUCAAAUUUAUCAACCCAUGGAGGUCUGGAUUUGGAGUCAUACUCAAAAUUAAAGUGGAAAACCACACUACAGGCUGAUCCAACUUUGAUGUAAUGUCCUUAAAACAAGUCAAAAUGAGGCUCAGUAGUGUGUGUGGCCUCCACGUGCCUGUAUGACCUCCCUACAACGCCUGGGCAUGCUCCUGAUGAGGUGGCGGAUGGUCUCCUGAGGGAUCUCCUCCCAGACCUGGACAAAAGCAUCCGCCAACUCCUGGACAGUCUGUGGUGCAACGUGGCGUUGGUGGAUGGAGCGAGACAUGAUGUCCCAGAUGUGCUCAAUUGGAUUCAGGUCUGGGGAACGGGCGGGCCAGUCCAUAGCAUCAAUGCCAUCCUCUUGCAGGAACUGCUGACACACUCCAGCCACAUGAGGUCUAGCAUUGUCUUGCAUUAGGAAGAACCCAGGGCCAACCGCACCAGCAUAUAGUCUCACAAGGGGUCUGAGGAUCUCAUCUCGGUACCUAAUGGCAGUCAGGCUACCUCAGGCGAGCCCAUGUAGGGCUGUGCGGCCCCCCAAAGAAAUGCCACCCCACACCAUGACUGACCCACCGCCAAACCGGUCAUGCUGGAGGAUGUUGCAGGCAGCAGAACAUUCUCCACGGCGUCUCCAGACUCUGUCACGUCUGUCACAUGUGCUCAGUGUUAACCUGCUUUCAUCUGUGAAGAGCACAGGGCGCAAGUGGCGAAUUUGCCAAUCUUGGUGUUCUCUGGCAAAAGCCAAACGUCCUGCACCGUGCAGGACGUUUGGCAUUUGCCAGAGAACACCAAGUUGGGCUGUAAGCACAACCCCCACCUGUGGACGUCGGGCCCUCAUACCACCCUCAUGGAGUCUGUUUCUGACCGUUUGAGCAGACACAUGCACAUUUGUGGCCUGCUGGAGGUCAUUUUGCAGGGCUCUGGCAGUGCUCCUCCUUGCACAAAGGCGGAGGUAGUGGUCCUGCUGCUGGGUUGUUGCCCUCCUACGGCCUCCUCCACGUCUCCUGAUGUACUGGCCUGUCUCCUGGUAGCGCCUCCAUGCUCUGGACACUACGCUGACAGACACAGCAAACCUUCUUGCCACAGCUCGCAUUGAUGUGCCAUCCUGGAUGAGCUGCACUACCUGAGCCACUUGUGUGGGUUGUAGACUCCGUCUCAUGCUACCACUAGAGUGAAAGCACCGCCAGCAUUCAAAAGUGACCAAAACAUCAGCCAGGAAGCAUAGGAACUGAGAAGUGGUCUGUGGUCACCACCUGUAGAACCACUCCUUUAUUGGGGGUGUCUUGCUAAUUGCCUAUAAUUUCCAUCUGUUGUCUAUUCCAUUUGCACAACAGCAUGUGAAAUUUAUUGUCAAUCAGUGUUGCUUCCUAAGUGGACAGUUGGAUUUCACAGAAGUGUGAUUGACUUGGAGUUACAUUGUGUUGUUUAAGUGUUCCCUUUAUUUUUUUGAGCAGUGUAUUAGGUUGUCUUAUCGGAAUUGUAACCUUACUCACUCUUAUGAAACGCUGGUCACGGUUAAUCGAUUGUAAUAGAACGCAAUCAAUGUUUUUUGGCAUAUGACUUCAGACGCGUGCGCUCUCUUUCCUUUUCCCUCUCAUUUUCUCUCUCUCUCGCUCCUCUCUUCUUUAAAUGAAACCACAAGUCAAGGCUUAGGGGAACGACUGUAAACUCCUGGCUAAGCUACUUUCAUUCUUGAAGUGGGUGCGAGAAUGAGACUAAAUUUUUAAAAAUCGGCAGGUAAGGACAAACUCUACACAAGCUACCGAGGUGGAUUGACUCCACUUUUCAACCCUGAAUCGGUUACUUUUACAUAUACAAUAAUAGUAGUCUGUACAAUAUACCCAAUAAUAUGGCAACAUUAAAGAAUGUCUUACAACACCCAGAAUCUGUAAACCAAAUGUUGUAUUAUCUCAGGCAUGUCCACACACACACACACAUCAUUUUUGGAAUUAAGAAAAGUGCACCUACUGUGUAGCAAUCCAUGUGUGUAGGGAAAAAACACAAAAGCUCCCCUCGUUACUCUAAGUGUGACCCGCAUAAUAUAAAUGUGUGGUGUUAUCUCCAACAGACAAUUCGCUAGCCAGUCUAAUGAAUUGGUCGGUGCAGCAAUAAAUAAAAGCGGCGGUUAUCACUUCGUGAUGAAGUGCAAAUAGACCAUCAUCGAUUCCAUUUCACGGGUGCGCGAAGUUGACGGAGGAGAGGGGAACCCGCGUGUGAUUUCACUCACCUCAAUGGAAGUCUCUCACAGCCACAUAAUGUGACAUAUGCAUAAAAAUUGCACGUUGUCCUCACAUAUACAACUUUGCCAGCUCCAACAGUGCAGUAAUACCUAGCAAUACAAAACAAUACACACAAAUCCCAAAAUAAAUUAAAAGAAAGAAAUGAAGAAAUAACAGAACAAACAAUGUCAGGAAUAUAAAAUAUAAUGCACAUACAGAACCAGUCAAAUGUGUGGACACACCUACUCCAGUGUUUUCUUUAUUUUGACUAUUUUCUACAUUGUAGAAUAAUAGUGACGACAUCCAAACUAUGAAAUAACACAUGGAAUCAUGUAGUAACCAAAACAGUGUUAAACAAAUCAAAAUAUAUUUUUGACUGAUACUGUAUUUGUGUCUAUUAUAUGUACUUUCACCACCAAACUGGCAUGUCAGAUCUGUACUUUUUCAAUAAUGUUUAUUUGCUCUUCAAUUUCGGCUACAAUGUCUGUCUAUAGCAUAAACACAAGGGGACAAAAUAAGUCAGUUUUAUUCCAAUACUUUGACAGAUAUUUAGGGGUUCCCACAUUCACUUCUAUCUCCACCUACACUGGCGCUGGGGAACUAGCCAUAAAUACAAACGGGUGCAGAAAAUAGAAUGCAAUUUUAUUCAAAUAGCCUAAGACUAAUGCUGGCACAAUUACCAUAUAAUAAUGCAACCGACAAUUAUGAACAAUAACCAUGGAUCGGGGAUCCGAUCCAGCAACCUUUCGGUGGCCUAACACUCUAACCACUAGGCUACCUGCAGCCCCAAACACAAUUAUGAUGCAUUAGGCCUACAAACUCAACAAAAAAAAUCGACAAUAACCCUUACCCAAACUGUAAUAAUCGUCACAGCCCUACUAAGACUUUAGAAAACUUUAAUUUAGAUAUAGGCCUAUGCUUCGAGACAUCGUUGUCCUUUUCUUUUCAUAGUUGUUGUUUAUAGCACUUGUUAGAUCCAGGGUCACUCGGGCAGAAUAGGGGACGUGCUGGUUUCUUAUUGAAUGGGUUAGGUUAUCGCCAUUGAGCAUAUUGUAUCGUCAUGUUUAGCAUGUGGAUGGAUUGGGGAGGGUUUGGAGGCGAGGGGCUCGCGCCGUUUCCGGGGCGCGACAGACAAAGCUACAAUCAGUAAUAGAUAUAUGGUUCUUCUCUAAACAGCCUGAUUCACAGCCUGACACAGGCCAACUUUAUUUUGGUUGUUUUAUUAUUCGUUGGGGUAGUUUGAGACUUUGGGAAAGAAGGGCACACAAAGAGUGUGAACCUUUAGGCUACAAUGAGCAAAUUAAUGUCCAGAGUUUGAAAUUAGUUAUUAUGUGCCAUUAUUAUUUUGAUUAAUAUUAUCAUUACUGUAUUAUCAUCAUAUUUUGUCUGAUUGGGGGUGGUUGUCCUGUACUUGCACUCACUAAGGGAUCAUUACUGUUCCACAGAAUGACUGAUUGGCGAGACUCUUGCUGUGAACUUCAAUUCAAAUAAAUCUCCGUGCACACUUCACUGUAAACUUGACCCGCCGAGCGCUCGUGAUGCCUCCGUAGGGACCAUGCCUGAAGCCUCUUGCACGCCUUCUCGCACCUAUGGAAUAUGGAAGAGUGGAAAGCAUAUUGCUCAACUUAAAACAAAUCUAAAUCAAGUGUUUAUUGUAUGUAAUUUUCACUUUUAUAACAUCUAAGAGAACGUUUCCCUAAACAAAACAAUAAAGAAUGUGAGUCGAUAUUGUCGAUGACUUCAGACAUUCUUAUUCAAUGAGAACUGGAUGAAGGGCAGACAAAACCUACAUAGACGUCUAGAACAGUAGUCCUACACUAUCCAAAAACAGGAUUAUAUUGAGUUGUAACUUUAUAACGACAUAAGAGUACAAUCAAACCGUUGGCUUACAAAUAGGCUACACAAACAGAUGAAUGUUCAGGUAGGAAUGGUAGGUAUUUGAAGCUGAAGUUAAUAUGGCCAAAAUAAAUCAAGUGCUAAAUAAAAAAGGGCAUUCUGUGAUAGAGGAUCAACACAGAUUGAAAUACGUCGCCUGAGCUAUUCAAACUAUGUUCAUUUGUUUCUGUUAAGUCACUUAGGUCUGAACUCUAGAAGCAGUUGUAUAAAUACAGAACAGGCUGCACACACAGAAACCAACAUUCCUCCCUAUCCUACUGUAGGCUACAGCCCUGAAGAUUACACUUUCCUUCACUAGGUGUUCACAUUUGACAUGGAAUUAGGUUAGUGGUAUAGGCUCUAAGACCCCCGUUGACCCCCCCCCCCCCUCCUAACUCCACCCACUCCUUUCCUUCUCACCCCUCCCUGCCCGUGCCUGCUCCAAGUGUCCAGGGAAAGUAUAAAGUGGGAAGGGACCCGCACGGACGGGACAUAAGCUUCUGGGCUGGUACAGUCAUUGCCUCGGAGAACCUCCAACCUCUUUGGUCACUUUCUCUGCUUCUCUCUGUUGCAUAACUUGGGAGUCUUUAUUUCCGAAUAGGAAUAACUUCAAGACCAUCAACGAAUAGGCUGUCUUGUGACUUGAAUGCUGACCUAUUCCUGUCUAUUUAGAGAAGGUUUAUUACUGGAGUGACAACUGACCUUCACGUGAAAGCUUCUAAAAACGAAGGGAAGAAGUUUUUCAAGAACGAAAAGGGAAAGAGAAACCGGAGCCAGUUUUGGAUGCUACCCCUCGCCGGGAUGCAGACUCGCGGCGCGCUGAGUUCCUUAUUGUGCGUGAUGAGCUGCGCGUGGCUGCACUCUGGACUGGCCUCACGGCUGAAGUCUCCCGUUCUGCCCAUCCAUUCGGAGAGGGAACCUUUACCAUCCAAGGGCAUGUCAGGAUGUUCAUUCGGAGGAAGAUUUUAUUCUCUGGAGGACACUUGGCACCCUGACCUCGGGGAGCCGUUUGGAGUCAUGCACUGUGUCCAAUGUUACUGCGAGACACAAAGGGGUCGUAAGAGUAAGGUGUUGGGGAAGGUAAGCUGUAAGAACGUCAAGCAGGACUGUCCUGAGCCUAGCUGUGAUGACCCAGUGCUGCUACCUGGACAAUGCUGCAAGACCUGCCCCAAAGGCGAGGUGGACAGGAAGCAGGCGGAGGCGGUGUUUGAUGGCUUCGAGUACUUCCAGGAGAAGGAGAAAGAGGAUGACCUGCACAAGUCCUACAAUGACCGCUCAUACCUCAGCUCUGAGGACAUUUCCUCUGGGGAGAGCCGCACUGACUUUGUAGCAGUGUUGACGGGAGUGACAGGCUCCUGGUUACCCAGCUCCAGUGGUGUGGCCCGGGCACGCUUCUCUCUCACUAGAACCAGCCUGACCUUCUCCAUCACCUACCAGAGGAUCGGGCGACCAAGCAGGGUUGUCUUCCUUGAUUCAGAUGGAAACACUGCGUUUGAGUACAAGACCCCUAAGGGAGACUCAGACAUGAUCUGCGGGGUGUGGAAGAAUCUUCCCCAAUCCCACGUGCGACAGCUACAGGCAGAACAACUUCGGGUUUCUAUGACAACAGCUACCGGUAGACGGGAGCAGAUCGAAGGAAAGAUCAUCAAACACAGAGCACUGUUCGCAGAGACGUUCAGCUCCACUCUGACCUCAGAAAAAGAGCAUUCUGGGAUGGGAGGCAUCGCCAUGCUGACUCUGAGUGACACAGAGAACAACCUUCACUUCAUCCUCAUACUGCAGGGACUGAUACAACACAGACAGAGAGACUCCCCCCUGGUGCCCAUCCGGGUACGACUGCAGUACAGCCAACAUGUCCUGAGAGAGAUCCAUGCCAACGUCACCGCCUAUGACCCAGACUUUGCUGAGGUACUGACAGACCUGAACAGUCGGGAGCUCUUCUGGUUAUCAAGGGGCCAGCUGGUGAUCGCCGUGGAAACUGAGGGCCCGGAUCCCAGACACAUCUCCGGCUUCAUCACCGGCAGGAAGUCAUGUGACACCAUCCAGAGUGUCAUGUCCAGUGGUGAUGCAUUGACAGCAGGGAAGACAGGCGGUGUGGGAUCAGCAUUCUUUCAUCUCCAUGAUAACGGCACCCUGGACUACCAGGUCCAGAUAGCGGGGUUAUCCAGUGAAGUGGUGGGUCUGACCAUCGAGCUAAAGCCUCGGCGGCGCAGUAAGCGGUCCGUGCUGUAUGACCUAGCUCCAGAGUUCCACAGGCCCAGCGGGCGGGCGACGGGAAGCUGGAGUCGUCUGGAGGCGCGCCACAUCCACAUGCUGCUGCAGAACGAACUCUUCAUCAACGUGGCUACCGCACACAGCCAGGAGGGGGAGCUACGCGGACAGAUCAGAGGCCUGCUCUACAGCGGCCUGGAGGCACCCAGACAUGAGAUCCCUGUCCCUCUGGCAGGCCAGUUUGUGGCCCCUCCAGUCCUGACCAGUGCUGGGGGCCAUGCCUGGGUGUCUGUGGACGAGCGCUGUCACCUCCAUUAUGAGAUCGUGGUGGCAGGCCUCAGCAAAGCUGAUGACCUCACAGUCAGCGCCCACCUUCAUGGAUUUGCCGAAAUCGGAGAGCUUGGCGAGAGCAGCACCAAUCACAAGAGACUGCUGACAGGGUUCUACGGUUCUCAGGCCCAGGGUGUGUUGAAGGACAUCAGUGUAGAGUUGUUGCGUCAUCUGGACAGAGGGACAGCCUUCAUCCAGGUCAGCACCAAGGUCAACACCAGAGGAGAGAUACGUGGACAGGUCCAUGUGCCUAACAACUGUGAGUUUGGGACAAGGGGUGAGAUGGAGGUGGCGGAGUUUGAUGGCCUGUUUGUGCGUGAUCCUGAGGAACUAAAGAAAGACCCCCACACCUGUUUCUUUGAGAGUCAACACCACGCCCACGGCUCAUUCUGGACCCCCAACUACAACAACUGUUUCACCUGCAGCUGUCAGAAGCGCACAGUGAUCUGUGACCCGGUCAUCUGUCCAGUCCUCACCUGUUCUCGCACCAUCCAGCCUGAGGACAAGUGCUGCCCCGUGUGUCUCGAGAGGAAAGAGCCCAAGAACAUGAAGACUCCAGAGAGGCUAGACGAGCAUCCAGAAGGUUGUUACUUUGAGGGGGACCAGAAGAUGCAUGCUCCUGGGUCUACAUGGCAUCCAUUCGUCCCUCCAUUUGGCUACAUCAAGUGUGCCCUCUGCACCUGCAAGGGGGCGACAGGCGAGGUGCACUGUGAGAAGGUGACGUGUCCAGCCCUGACCUGCAGUCGUCCGGUACGCCGUAGCCCCUCAGACUGCUGUAAGGAAUGUCCGGAGGAAGACAACCCCCCCCUGGAGCACGCUGACAUGAUGCAGGCAGAUGGGACACGUCACUGCAAGUUUGGGAAGAACUUCUACCAGAACAGUGACAACUGGCACCCCCGUGUGCCCCUGAUGGGAGAGAUGAAGUGCAUCACCUGCUGGUGUGACCAUGGUGUGACUAAGUGUCAGAGGAAACAGUGUCCAGUCCUGACCUGUAGUAACAUCACCCGCCGGGAGGGCAUGUGCUGUUCUGAGUGCCAAGAUUCCAAAGAGGAAGAGGAGGAGCUGAUAAAAGUUCCGGAAAAGAAGAACAGCUGGAGCCACUGAGCUGAGAUCCCCUCUCCACCCGCAUCCCCCACUUCUACCUUCCCCCCACCACGCCCCCCUCCCCUCCUCUCUCUACCUAUCCCCUCAUGGGCAGACCUAGACCUGCACACUGGGUCAGCUAACACCCCCUAAAAUCAAGACCCCUAUAACCCUCCAGCCCCAACCCACAAACCCCCUGUCCACUCCCACCCCUUAGUCAGCCUCUGGAUUGUAACGAAGGAAGGAAAGACAGAGGAAAAGAAAGAGUAGUAUUGAGGUGUCAUGGAAGAGAAUGGAAAAAAGGGAACUAAAAGAGAUUAGAAGUGGACCAACCACAGCUGUUGCAGCAGUGUCUUUUGACUGGUUUCUCCUUUGAAAUUUGAAAUGUUUGUUUUGUUUUUAGUUCUUUGUUUCCUCGUGAUGCAUUUUGCCCACCCUUUCAAAAAUCACAUACAGUUACCCUUCAUAUUCGAAUGCCGGUACACAAGGUUUUUUGCUUAGUUGUUAAAAUGGAUGUGUUGGUGGUCUUUGCAUUGUUAGAUUGAUGUUAAUUGUAAAUGGUUUGUACUGAUUGAUUUCUGUGCGUGUACGUGUGCGCGUGUGCGUGUGUGGUAAAAAAUGCUUGCUAAACAGUGGCCAAACAUACAAGACAGUAAACUUACUUGGUGGCUAGAUGGAAACACACACAAAACAUUGUCAGCGAUGCUCAGUCUAUCUGAUAAACCAGCACCACCCAUACCCCCUGUCAUCUCAUCCAGUAAGCACCACACGUAUGUCCUGUCAUCCCAUCCAGUCAGCACCACACAUACCCCCUGUCAUCCCAUCCAGUCAGCACCACACAUACCCCCUGUCAUCCCAUCCAGUCAGCACCACACAUACCCCCUGUCACCCCAUCCAAUAAGCACCACACAUACCCCCUGUCAUCCCAUCCAGUCAGCACCACACAUACCCCCUGUCACCCCAUCCAAUAAGCACCACACAUACCCCCUGUCAUCCCAUCCAAUCAGCACCACACAUACCCC